AUGGUUGGGUCUAGGCUCCAGAAGCGUCCUCUUUCAGAGUUUCCUAACGACGAUAUCUUAGCAGGGGAGUUCUGGAGUAUGGCGUGGGGUCAAGAAACGUUUGCCCCCUUUGACGUUGAUGUCGUACGAGAUGGUACCUUGUUUGCUAACUUGGACGAACCAAUUCCUGCAACCUGCCGACUGAUCAAGGCUCACCCUUUCAUAUCUAAGCAUUUGGAGCAUGUGGUGUUACGCGAUGAGUAUGUUGAGGCCUUAGAUGCUUUCACGGUGCUUUCCAGGGAAGUACCCAACGGUAGUAUAAUUACGGUCGGUCAUCCUGGCAUAGGCAAGACAAUAUUCCUAUUUUAUGUCCUGACGUAUCGGCUCCGGCGUGGUCUAUCCACCUUCUACCAGAAGAAUGCGCAUUCCGUCCUUUACUUCCAUAAAUCCGGCGUCUACAGAAUCCCAGCCGAUCAAGAGCCGUACUCCGUGGACUGGGAAUCGGAUGAUAUUUGGUCGUUGGUCGACUCAAAUCGCACGGUGAAGGGACCCGGCGAGCUCAUAGGAGGUAAACACUCAGGAUGGUUCCUCAUUGAAGCCGCUUCUCCCCAUCGCGAGCGGUGGAGUGGGUGGCCAAAGUACAAAGGCUUCGUGGACUUUUUUUAUAUGAAACCUCCGAGUUUUGCGGAAAUCGUCAUGAUCCGUCCACACCAGAAGGAAUACGUAGGAACCGAACAAGACUUGUACCAAUUCUAUCAGACGUAUGGCCCAUCGAUCCGUUAUGCUUUCCAAUACGCUUCCCCCAGUCUCAUCUCGAGGUACCAGACAGCUGUUGAGAGCACACUCGAACACUUGAAUUAUGAGCGCCUCCUACAGGAUGUCCAAGAUGCUAAAAGGCUGAAUAUGGAGGAAGGCUCCCACGACAUCUUCAUCGUAGAGCCGUCCAGCGACAACAGAAGGAAAUACGUCGUCUCUGUGGUCACUGACGAGAUUAUGAAGAUGGUGUGGGAGAUGCAUCUGAGAGGUGAACCUCAGCGGAUUGCAGGAUUUGCCGCAUUGUUCGCUGGUCAACCUUCCUCAAGGUCCACUAUAGGAUGGAUCAUCGACACGCAUGUGCACCCUAUUUUGCUGCAGGCUGGGACACGGCUGUUCCACCCGAUGCAAGGCUUGACAUGGCUAUUCCACCCGAUGCAGGGCUUGACUUGGCUAUUCCACCUGCAAGGCUUAGUCGAGUGCGCAAACGUUCACUACGCGUACCCCGACGCGACUGCCGUGCAGUCCCCCAACAUCGAAGUGCAGAUCCCUGACCUCCGUCACCUUUUCUUCUCGAUGAACGAUCCGACUACGGACUUCAAACUCAACCAUUACUAUCAGUCCAAGGAAAAGAAUAACGCGACGUUCGACGCGCUUACGUUCACGCAGGAGAAUGGCCAAAACUACGUCACAGUGUACCAGGUUAUGCUGGCGAAGGAACACGGCGUCAGCGAGGAGGGAUUGAGGUUCUUAGACAAAUACCUGGAUCUACCGAAUGGAACUACAUCUAUCCCGAAGCCGCGUAUCCGCUACGUGUUGGUCAUGCUACAGGGUGAGGAGGUGACAAGCGCUUUCCCAAGGUAUUGGGUUGAGAAGUGGGAGGGCAUAUUGGACGUAUACGCCCUAGAGAUUGAAUUGUAA
Messenger RNA from Sparassis crispa, 1653 nucleotides. RefSeq lists its product as hypothetical. The record is from RefSeq and is a predicted model, not a curated record. The coding region runs from base 1 to 1653 and encodes 550 amino acids. The transcript has 4 exons. Lineage: Eukaryota; Fungi; Basidiomycota; Agaricomycetes; Polyporales; Sparassidaceae.